AUGGAAGAAAUAAUGAACACGCUGCGAAAACAUGAGAAGGAGGUGAGCAGUCUCCAAGGUGAAGUGGUACGUUUGAAAUUAUCCCCUGCCACUUCGAAAGGUACGAGUAACUACUGUCCAAAAUCCGGCGUGUCUCUCACUCGUGAGUCCGAGCGUCGGCUGGACAGGAAUGAGCACCAACUGCAUGAAAUUCAACUGUCAGAUCAUGAUAUGCAGAUUCAAAUUCUGGAGGCUACAUCGUAUAAUGACACCUACGUUUGGAAGAUCGACCGCUGCAGCUUACGCUUCCAAGAGGCUGUCACUGGAAAGACUUUAUCUAUUAACAGCCCUCCUUUUUAUGUAGGACGGUUUGGGUACAAAGUUUGUGCUCGACUCUACCCCUUUGGAGACGGCACUGGCAAAAGAACUCACGUGUCAAUGUUUUUUGUCGUCAUGAGGGGUGAAAACGAUGCUUUGUUACCUUGGCCGUUUCACCAAAAGGUCCACUUUCGAGUGAUCGGCCAAGACAGCAUCCGGGACGCGUAUGAUGCGUUUCACCCUGAGCCUACCAGCUCAAGCUUUAAAAGACCCACGUCAGACAUGAACAUAGCAUCUGGAUGGCCGGUUUUUAUUUCUCAGAAGGAUCUAAGACAAGGUGGCUAUAUUCGGAAUGAUACAGUUUUCAUCAAAAUAACUGUAGAAACCACUGGUCUGCAAGGAGACAUAUGGCAGUAA
This is a messenger RNA of Pocillopora meandrina, 714 nucleotides long. NCBI's taxonomy places the organism in Eukaryota, Metazoa, Cnidaria, Anthozoa, Scleractinia, Pocilloporidae. The record is from the annotation of a GenBank genome assembly.